AUGGGGAGCGAUGGGGAGCGGCAGAUGAAUGUUCGCUCGCUCAUCCACCGCUCACCUCCUGCAGUGCGGCCCAAGAGAAAGUCUGAAGGGGAUGCUAGAGAUAAAGCCAAGGUGAAGGACAAACCACAGAGAAGAUCUGCAAGGUUAUCUGCUAAAUCUGUUCCUCCAAAGCCAGAGUCCAAGCCUAAAAAGGCCCCUGCAAAGAAGAGAGAGAAGGUACCCAAAGGGAAAAAAGGGAAAGCUGAUAUUGGUAAGGAUGGGAAUAACACUGCAGAAAAUGGAGAUGCCAAAACAGACCAGGCACAGAAAGCUGAAGGUGCUGGAGAUACCAAGUAAAGUGCAUGCAUUUUUGAUAACUGUGUACU
Molecule: messenger RNA, 365 nt
Organism: Eubalaena glacialis (North Atlantic right whale)
Lineage: Eukaryota; Metazoa; Chordata; Mammalia; Artiodactyla; Balaenidae
Product: non-histone chromosomal protein HMG-17-like
Exons: 2
Coding region: 1-336 (111 amino acids)
Biological process (GO): chromatin organization
Cellular component (GO): chromatin; nucleus
Molecular function (GO): nucleosomal DNA binding
Source: RefSeq, a predicted model, not a curated record